UCCUCUUCACCAUUUCCAUGACCACUUAAGAAAAAAAUAUGCAAAAUUCAAAUUUUUUUCUUCAACAAGGUGAUCCAAGUGUUGCAAACAAAUGGGCAGCCAAUCUUCUCAAGGAAUGUGCAAAGGCAAUCUCUGAUAAGGAUUCUGCAAAGAUUCAGCAUAUCUUAUGGAUGCUUAAUGAGCUUGCUUCCCCUUAUGGAGAUUGUGAGCAAAAGAUAGCUUCUUACUUUCUUCAAGCUCUCUUCUGCAAGGUGACAGAGUCCGGCGAGCAAUCUUACAGAACUCUUGUUUCUGCAGCUGAGAAGAGCCAUUCUUUCGAGUCGGCGAGGAAGGUGAUUCUUAAGUUUCAGGAGGUAAGUCCAUGGACAACCUUUGGUCAUGUAGCUGCCAACAGUGCAAUCCUGGAGGCUUUAGAAGGUGAGCCAAAGCUUCACAUAAUUGAUAUCAGUAACACUUACUGCACCCAAUGGCCUACUUUACUUGAAUCAUUGGCGACCCGUAGCGAUGAGACGCCGCACUUGAAGCUUUCUGUUGUAGUCAUCGGCGGCGGCCCGGGAGGAUCUGUGAUGAAGGAGAUAGGCCAAAGGAUGGAGAAAUUUGCGAGGUUGAUGGGAGUACCAUUUGAAUUCAAUGUCAUAAACAGGAAUUCCAGUUUAUCUGAACUGAGGGAGAAGGAAUUUGGAGUAAAGGAAGAUGAAGCUGUUGCUGUGAAUUGCAUAGGAGCUUUUCGAAGAGUAGGGGUAGAAAGGCGGGAAGAGUUUGUUCGAAUGAUCAGUUCUCUUCGGCCGAGAGUUGUUACUGUUGUGGAGGAAGAAGUAGAUUUCAGUAGCAAUAGAGAUGAUUUCUUCAAGUGCUUUGAAGAAUGCUUGAGAUUUUACAGUAUGUUUUUUGAGAUGUUGGAAGAGAGCUUUGUGCCUACUAGCAAUGAGAGGCUUAUGUUGGAAAGGGAGUGUUCAAGGAGUAUACUUGGUCUUUUGGCUUGUGGAGAAGAUGCUGAGUGUGCUGAGAGAAGAGAGAAGGGGACUCAAUGGUGUAAGAGAUUAUCAGAAGCUUUCGUCGCGGCGAGUUUCAGCGAAGAUGCUAUUGAUGAUGUGAAGGCUUUACUGAAGAGAUAUCAGCUAGGUUGGUCUCUUCUACCAGCAUCUGGAGAUUCAUCAGGGCUGUUUUUAACAUGGAAGGAGGAACCAGUUGUUUGGGCUUCAGUAUGGAAACCAGUCUGAGCAAAAGGAAAUGAAAAAAAGAGUUGAUAAAGUUUAAAUCAAUCAAUGUGUGCAGAUUCAUAAUCAAUUUAUAAAGUUUUUGAGAUUUGAUUUCAUUCGCUUCUUCAGUCCAAACAAAGCCUUAAUGUUUGUUUCUUUGUGUUUCUUAUUUUUCUUCUUUGUUCAAGUCCUCUUUGGAGAAA
Dendrobium catenatum is the source of this 1402-nucleotide messenger RNA. RefSeq names its product protein SHORT-ROOT-like. The transcript has a single exon. The record is from RefSeq and is a predicted model, not a curated record. Lineage: Eukaryota; Viridiplantae; Streptophyta; Magnoliopsida; Asparagales; Orchidaceae. Gene Ontology annotation, molecular function: sequence-specific DNA binding; DNA-binding transcription factor activity. Bases 39 to 1220 code for a protein of 393 amino acids. Gene Ontology annotation, biological process: regulation of DNA-templated transcription. Gene Ontology annotation, cellular component: nucleus.